AUGGCGACUUCAAAUGGAACAAUGGUGACAGAGUUCAUAUUAAUUGGAUUUUCUGAAUAUCCCAGAGCUCAGGCUGUGUUCUUUUGGUUCCUCUUGGUGGUGUAUCUCAUUAGCUUUCUCGGCAAUAGUCUCCUCAUCAUACUGAGUAUUGCUGACCCACAGCUUCAUACCCCCAUGUAUUUCUUCCUCUGUGUCCUCUCCUCCAUAGACCUUCUCCUUACCAACAACGUACUUCCUGAGAUCUUGGUCAACUGCUUCAUUCACAGGCCUACCAUUUCUUUGCACAGGUGCUUGUCCCAGAUGUACAUUGGUCUAUUACUGGUUGUAACAGAAUGCAUUGUUCUGGCCAUAAUGGCAUAUGAUCGUUUGGCAGCUAUAUGCCAGCCUUUGUACUACAUGCAGAUCAUGAGCUGGAGGCUGUGCAUUGGUUUAGUGGCUGCAUCUCUGACCCUUUCCCUCCUGACAACCUUGAUCAAUGCGCUCCUGCAGCCUACUGACUUCUGUGGCCGGCACAUCAUCAACCAUUUUGGAUGUGAGCUGCAGUCUUUCCUCAAACUGGCUUGCUCCGACACACAUACUAGUGAGCUCUUCAUGCACAUUUCCAGCGUCUUUAUUCUAAUACCACCCUUUGGCUUCAUAGUUGUGACGUAUGGGCGCAUAGGCCUGGCUGUACUGCGCAUCCGCUCAACACAGGGCCGCAGGAAAGCCUUGUCCACAUGCAGCUCUCACCUUGCUGUGGUGACUAUCUUUUAUGGCACAAUCAUGAUCAUGUAUUUGAGGCCACAAGGGAAAUUUGUUUCUGAAAAGGACAAAGUUAUAUCUUUAAUGUAUGGGGCUCUGACUCCCAUGCUCAAUCCUCUGAUUUACAGCUUGAGAAACAAGGAUCUCUUCCUGUACCAAUAUUAUGGGGCCAUUCUGCAUGCCUCAGAAGAUCAUGCCCUGGUUGAGGAAUCUCUGGGCAACCUCCUGCAGUCAUUGCUGACAAAACCUUCAGAUAAGGAGACAGUGUGA
This is a messenger RNA of Elgaria multicarinata webbii, 1011 nucleotides long. RefSeq names its product olfactory receptor 13H1-like. Gene Ontology annotation, biological process: detection of chemical stimulus involved in sensory perception of smell; G protein-coupled receptor signaling pathway. Lineage: Eukaryota; Metazoa; Chordata; Lepidosauria; Squamata; Anguidae. Gene Ontology annotation, cellular component: plasma membrane. The coding region runs from base 1 to 1011 and encodes 336 amino acids. The record is from RefSeq and is a predicted model, not a curated record. Gene Ontology annotation, molecular function: olfactory receptor activity; G protein-coupled receptor activity. The transcript has 3 exons.